Gasterosteus aculeatus aculeatus (three-spined stickleback) is the source of this 3343-nucleotide messenger RNA. NCBI's taxonomy places the organism in Eukaryota, Metazoa, Chordata, Actinopteri, Perciformes, Gasterosteidae. The record is from RefSeq and is a predicted model, not a curated record.
GAGUAACAGUAAAUCAGACCGAGCAGCUCCUGCGGCACCAGCAGCGCAAUUGUAGCCCUGUUGCAAGUAUUUUUGGCCGCCGACAGCACCGAGUGAGAUCACUGCGGGUCUCUUCUCUCGGACAGACUCCAGAGGACCGCUUCCACUCUCGUGUCUGCUUAUAUCUCAACAUUAUUCCACAAUGGAAAUGUCCGAAAACAAGCCGAGUGAUGAGCCGAAGUUAUCUACGACGGACAGGGUGGUGAAAUCCGUCCCGUUCCCUCCCAGUCACCGGCUCACGGCCAAAGAGGUGUUCGACAGCGAUGGGAAGCCCAAAGUGGACGUGCUGAAAGCCCACCUGACCAAAGAAGGUCGCGUGGAGGAGGCGGUGGCCCUGAGGCUCAUCGGAGAGGGCGCCUCGAUCCUGCGCGCAGAGAAGAACCUGCUGGACAUUGAGGCCCCUGUGACAGUGUGUGGAGACAUCCACGGGCAGUUCUUUGACCUGAUGAAGCUCUUUGAAGUGGGAGGAUCACCAGCAUCCACGCGCUACCUUUUCCUGGGGGACUACGUUGACAGAGGGUAUUUCAGUAUUGAAUGUGUGCUGUACUUGUGGGCCUUAAAGAUCCUUUACCCCAAAACACUGUUUUUGCUGCGUGGGAAUCAUGAAUGUAGACAUUUAACAGAGUAUUUCACAUUUAAGCAGGAAUGUAGAAUUAAGUAUUCAGAGAGAGUGUAUGACGCAUGUAUGGACGCCUUCGACUGCCUUCCCCUGGCCGCCCUUAUGAACCAGCAGUUCCUGUGUGUACACGGAGGACUGUCUCCAGAAAUCACAAAUCUUGACGACAUCAGGAAAUUAGACAGAUUCAAAGAGCCCCCAGCAUACGGACCGAUGUGCGAUCUGCUGUGGUCCGACCCCCUGGAGGACUUUGGGAACGAGAAGAGCCAAGAGCAUUUCACACACAACACAGUGCGAGGCUGUUCCUACUUCUACAGCUACCCUGCAGUCUGUGACUUUCUACAACACAAUAACUUAUUAUCUGUCAUCCGGGCCCAUGAAGCGCAGGAUGCUGGAUAUCGCAUGUACAGAAAGAGUCAGACCACUGGCUUCCCGUCCCUUAUCACUAUCUUCUCUGCACCCAACUACCUAGAUGUCUACAACAACAAAGCGGCAGUGCUGAAGUACGAGAACAACGUAAUGAACAUCCGACAGUUCAACUGCUCACCUCACCCUUACUGGCUGCCCAACUUCAUGGACGUUUUCACCUGGUCCCUGCCCUUCGUCGGGGAGAAGGUGACUGAGAUGCUCGUGAACGUCCUGAGCAUCUGCUCCAACGACGAGCUGACGACUGACGAGGAGCUGGACGGACAGCUAAUUUAUCCCCCCAAAAAAGGUGCCACAGCUUCAGCUCGCAAGGAGGUCAUCCGCAACAAGAUCCGUGCCAUUGGCAAGAUGGCCCGGGUGUUUUCUGUGCUCAGAGAGGAGAGCGAGAGCGUGCUGACGCUGAAGGGACUGACCCCGACAGGCAUGCUACCCAGCGGGGUGUUGUCCGGUGGCAAAGAAAAGCUGCAGAAUGAAACCGCAGCUACUAUUGAAGCUAUUGAGGCUGACGAAGCCAUCAAAGGUUUCUCGCCCCAGCACAAGAUCACCAGCUUCGCGGAGGCGAAGGGGCUGGACCGCAUCAACGAGAGGAUGCCGCCGCGGCGGGACGCUUUGCCCUCCGACGCCAGCCUCAACUCCCUCAACAAGGCCCUGUCCUCGGAGACCAACGGCACGGAGGCCAAAGGGAGCACCAGCAGCGGGGGCAGCAUCCAGUGAGGGCGCCACCUCGGCCCACGGGUGAUGGUGUGGAAAGAGGGAGGGAUGGGGGAAGGGAGAGGGGGGUUGAUCUGUGGAAGGGGGGAGUUGUCUUUGGCUCAAACCGGGGAGGGGGAGGGGGGGGGACAUCUCACUUUCUAGUCUUUGGAUAUGCCUUCAAAAUAUUAGUUCAUAGUCAAAUCUGCUAAGUUAUUGCCGAAGUCCAUUUGUGAGCUUGAUGCUCCGACGCGCCGCAGUAUGUCGGAGGGGGGGAGGGGGCGGGAGGGGUGAGAGAGAUCUUAAAGGUGAUUUUUGUUUCAUUUUAUUUCUUGAAAGACCCUUGCUCACUUACACCGAAAUGGAAAGUUGUGUAACUUCUUACUAACUAUUGUACGUUUACAAAAAUACAGCACUAAAAAGGACGGAACAUGCGAUAAUGUUUUUAACAGAAGAGGGUGUACAAACUAAUUAAGGACUAUUUAUUGAUAACUUUUUUUUUUGCUACUCUUUUAAAAUAGCUCUGAAAUUAAUUAGGCAGUCUUAAGAAGAAUGUUGCAAUGUUGUCGAAAUGCCAAAUAAUGGAACGUUUUAUGGUUUUGUACAUAUUAUGCUUACCUCAGGUUCUUUUGGUGUGUGCUCUGACCUGAUUUUUCUGUAUAAUCGCUAAAUAACUCUAAUGAAUACCUAUUUUCUUGAGUUUCAUAACUGGAAUUUACAUUUACCUAUCUAUCAUUUGCAAAUAUGUUUAUUUUAUGUCUCUUUCAGAAAGGGUUGUGGGUUAGAUUUAUUGUGGCUUGCUGGAAUUGAGUGUUCAUUUUUUUCUCUUUUUAAGUAUUGCGAACAAAGUAAAAAUAGAGAACCUAUAUUGUGUAAAAAAAAAGAAUACAAUAAACUUAAAGUGUCUGCCUAUGCAUGUUUUAUAAAAAUCAAACGGAUGAAAUAGAAAAUCAGAAUACCUUGGCUAUGGAGGCCUGUUUUGAAAUAUACCGCGCUUUAGUGAACAUAUACUGGAAACGUAUACCUGCAUACUUUCAAUUAACACCAUGAUGCUCUAUGCCUUCAACUUUGUUUUUUUAAUUGAAGCAUUUAAUUAUCUAAGAUGGAUGAGAAAUCAUAUUUUUAACCUGCGCUUUUAAGUGCACACAGUCCAAUUAAGCAUGUUUGGCAAUUCUUGUGAGGUGUGUGGUUACAUGUGUAACUGAAAAAUGCAUGAUUAGCUGUUUGUGUCAUAUAACAGGUAAAUCGGUUUUGUUCUGUUUUGUAAAUGUGCCACAGAAAGUGUAAUUUGAUUAUUAUCAUUACUAUUAUUAUUAUUAUUAUUAUUUGAAACUGCUUUGUAUAUCAGUUACAGGUUUGAUACUGCUCAAUACUUUAAGAUGAAACAAAUAAAAAUAACUUUGAUCUUUUUUAAGAACUGCUUAAGUGCCCAAGUAAUUCACUACACGACAUGAAGCCUUGCUUUUGUAAUUUAACUUCAAAACUGUUGGCAGAUGAGGCAUGCACUUGCAACUAUGGAAAGUAUUUUAUAUAACUGUUCAAUAAAAAUGUGCAUGAAUUUCAACUUGAAAA